UUCAGAAGCUGCAGUUUCAUUGCAUUAAAUGCUUCUCUCUCUAAAUUCUUGCUUGCAACCACAUGCAACAAUCCAUCUUUCUUUAAUUUCCCUUCAAGAAAUUCACCUUACCACCCAACACACAUUCAAAGCAAAACUUUAUGGACAGAGAAGUACCAGAUUAUUGUUCCCAUUUUUGAGUUUUGUAGAUGAGCCUGAAACAAAACUAAGUACGUGGUCCAAAAGGUUAUUUAGUUUCUGUUUCUGAUUCAAAUUUGGAGAAAUCUUGGAAUCAUUUUUUAGUGCUAAGAUUUAUUUUUCAGCAGAAAGUGAAGAAACAGGAGGUUUUCACAGAAGGAUGUUGAUAAACAGAGCAUAGGUAGUUGUGGGUUUCCUUAAAGUUGUUGCCUUUACUAAUCUUCUGCAAAAGUUCUCUGUUUCAGAAGGGGCUUUUCUGAUUUGUUCCUGCUUGGUUUGGCUGAUCUGUAGCUUCUGGUACGUGGGUUUGUUGCACAUUCACCUAUUUUUUCUGUUAAUUCAUGGCGACUUAGUUUCAUCGUUGCCUUUUUCUUCAUUUCCAUUAUGGAGAAAAGGGGAGUAUAAUGUCGUUUCAGUUCUUUAGAAAAUCUUCAAAAGGACAGCUUUUUCCUUGCAGAGUACUGCAAUAUAUGCUGCUUUGUUGUGUUGAACUGUGGUGGAUAUCUUUCUCAUUUCAAAUUGGCCAGAAGGAAAAGUCAGAAACUUUAGGUGGUGGAGUAAAUUUUAUCUUUGAAUAGUUAUAUUGGCUUGUAAUGGGGAUUUUUUUAAAAGAUUUCCUGAUCUGGGUCCUUAAUAUCAGCAUACUGAGAGCUGGGUUUCUUGUUAAACUUGCAAUUUUAUCAGAUUUAUGGUGUUUAGCUUCAGGACUAGGUUCCAUGUCAGCCAUUGCAGUUUCUUAUGGGGAGAAAGGUCCAGUUUUUUGUGGUUUAAAGUUAGAUGGGUCUCAUCUUGUGACCUGUUAUGGAUCAAACAAGGCAAUAACAUAUGGAACUCCAAGUCGUUUCCCAUUUAUUGGUCUAACUGCUGGUGAUGGCUUUGUUUGUGGACUUCUCAUGGAGUCCAACCAGCCAUAUUGUUGGGGAAGCAGUGGUUAUAUCCAAAUGGGUGUCCCUCAACCCAUUAUUAAAGAAGCUCAAUAUAUAGAAAUCAGUGCUGGUGAUUACCAUUUGUGUGGAUUGCGAAAACCUUUAACCGGCAGACUCAGAAACACCUCUUUUGUUGAUUGUUGGGGUUACAACAUGACCAAAAGCUAUGUGUUUGAUGGACAGGUUCAGUCAAUAUCAGCAGGCUCAGAAUUCAAUUGUGGAUUGUUUUCUCAGAACAGAACAGUCUUUUGCUGGGGUGAUGAGACUAGUAGCAGGGUUAUCAGCUUGAUCCCGAAAAAAUUCAGGUUUCGGAAGAUUGCAGCUGGUGGGUAUCAUGUAUGUGGGAUUUUAGAGAGUGUGAAUUCUAGACCCUAUUGUUGGGGAAGAAGCUUGGACAUUGAAGAAGAAAUCUCAGUGGCGCAUUCAGGUCAAGGGAAUGUUGAUUUGGCCCCAAAUGAACCAAUGCUCUCAGUUGUGGGAGGGAAGUUCCACGCUUGUGGGAUUAAGAGCUCUGACCGUGGGGUGAUUUGUUGGGGAUUUAUUGUGAAACCAAGUACACCGGCUCCUAAAAGUAAGAAGGUUUAUGAGAUUGCUGCUGGAAAUUACUUCACUUGUGGAGUUAUUGCUGACAAAUCUUUCUUACCUGUUUGUUGGGGUCUUGGAUUUCCAACUUCUCUUCCCAUAGCUGUGGCACCUGGAUUCUGCAAGUCCACUCCUUGUUCUCCUGGUUUCUACGAGUUUAGUCAUGAGAGUGCCUCUUGCAAAUAUCUGAAAUCUGAUAGACUUUGUGAAUAUAACUGUUCCAAUUGUUACUCAGCUGACUGCUUUUCAAAUUGUUCAUCUUCAUAUUCCGAUGCCAAGACGAAUGAAAGGUUUUGGUCAAUGCAAUUACCUAUCAUAAUUGCAGAGAUUGCCUUUGCUGUGUUCUUGGUUAGUGUUGUGUCUAUAACUGCAUUUUUAUAUGUUCGCUAUAAGUUACGAGACUGUCAGUGCGUAGCAAAAGAUUCGAACUCUAAAAAGAAUAGUAGGAGUGAUUCUCCUUUCCAUAAAGACAAUGGUAAGAUUCGUCCCGAUUUGGAUGACCUGAAGAUAAGGAGGGCUCAGAUGUUCACUUAUGAGGAGCUUGAAAGGGCUACAGCCGGCUUUGAAGAAGUGUCUGUUGUGGGAAAGGGUAGCUUCUCCUGUGUUUUCAGAGGUGUUUUGAAAGAUGGGACAGUUGUUGCUGUCAAAAGGGCUAUAGUAUCUCCUAACAUGCAAAAGAAUUCGAAAGAGUUCCAUACAGAGCUAGACUUGCUCUCAAGAUUAAACCAUGCGCAUUUACUCAAUCUGCUUGGCUAUUGUGAAGAAGGUGGGGAAAGGCUUCUUGUUUAUGAGUUCAUGGCUCAUGGAUCAUUGCAUCAACACCUCCAUGGAAAGAACAAAUCCUUGAAAGAGCAAUUGGAUUGGGUUCGAAGGGUCACUAUUGCAGUCCAGGCAGCUCGGGGAAUUGAAUACUUGCACGGUUACGCUUGCCCACCGGUGAUUCAUCGAGACAUUAAGUCUUCAAACAUCCUCAUUGAUGAGGAACACAAUGCUCGAGUGUCUGAUUUUGGUUUAUCAUUAUUGGGACCUGCAGAUAGUGGAUCCCCAUUGGCGGAGCUACCAGCUGGAACUCUUGGGUAUCUUGAUCCUGAGUACUACAGACUUCACUACCUUACAACCAAAUCUGAUGUUUAUAGUUUUGGUGUUUUGCUGUUGGAGAUUCUUAGUGGCAGAAAAGCCAUUGAUAUGCAAUAUGAAGAUGGAAACAUAGUUGAAUGGGCAGUGCCUCUUAUCAAGUCAGGAGAGAUAAAUGCAAUUCUGGAUCCAGUUUUGAAACCCCCACCUGACCUUGAAGCCUUGAAAAGAAUUGCCAAUGUAGCCUGCAAGUGUGUGAGAAUGAGAGGGAAGGAGAGGCCAUCAAUGGAUAAAGUGACGACAGCACUAGAACGAGCUCUUGCGCUGUUAAUGGGCAGCCCGUGCAACGAGCAACCUAUUUUGCCAACUGAGGUGGUACUGGGAAGCAGUAGAUUGCACAAAAAGUCCUCCCAAAGAUCUUCAAACAGGUCGGUCGACACUGAUGUGGUAGAAUCGGAGGAUCAAAGGUUCGAAUUCAGAGCUCCUUCAUGGAUCACAUUCCCAAGUGUUGCCUCUUCCCAAAGGAGGAAGUCCUCGGUCUCAGACAUCGAUGCUGAUGGGAAGAACUUAGAAGCUAGAAACUUGGGCAAUUGUGGGAGCGGUGGUGAUGGGUUGAGGAGUUUGGAGGAAGAGAUUGGACCUGCUUCACCUCAAGAGAAGUUGUUCUUGCAGCACAACUUUUAAACUGACCAACCAAGCUUAUCAAACUUGAUCCAUGUUCACAGGUUUGCUUGCAUUUAUUUUCUUGGAGGAUGAAAUGUAAAAAGAUUAAUGGGAGGAUGUAAGUUUCUCAACUACCAAAUUUCAGCUCUUCUUUUGUCUAUUCAGUUCUAACAAUUUGUUGAAUCAAAUUCUCCUUUCACACUAA
This is a messenger RNA of Prunus mume (Japanese apricot), 3627 nucleotides long. It is a transcript of the gene CR4, whose product is annotated as crinkly4. Lineage: Eukaryota; Viridiplantae; Streptophyta; Magnoliopsida; Rosales; Rosaceae. The record is from RefSeq and is a predicted model, not a curated record. Gene Ontology annotation, molecular function: protein binding; ATP binding; protein kinase activity. Gene Ontology annotation, biological process: protein phosphorylation.